CCUUGUUUCCCCUCGGCAGCCAUGAUGCGAGCCUCACUGCAUGAACCUGAAUGUCGAAUGAUGCAAGGACUCCUAGGGCUUCAAUGAUCCAGAUCCUGUUCAAGUCGUGGGACUGAAGCUUUACUACCAGAUUGCGCGAGUCUCAGUGGACGUGUCCGAAGCCCCUCUUUGUGUGGUAUAUAUAUGGGUGUCCACGCACGGAUCAACUAAGGAUCACAACUUGAUAGCAGUUCGUUUCAGGGGUAGUUAUCCCAAUGUCUUCCUCCACCCCACCCCACCCUACAGACGAUUCAGAUUCACAGUGUGCCAACUCCGACAACUUCGUUCAUUGUGACGGUCUUUUUUUAACGAUCCUACUGGGGGUACUUUUUUUCCCGUUCUACGCAGCGAUUUUGUUGUAUGCUCUCUACAGGAUCGUUUUAUGUGUGCGUGGUGCACUCUGUGCUAUAUGUGGUGCGCCCUCCGGCAGAGCUUUGAACGUACAGCUACAAUCCAUGGAGGACGACGGGAUACAUGAAGGAGGUGGAACGCCAAUCCCUCUAGUGUUCUGCGGGACUUGGAUGAGACCACCAACCCAAGAAGCCGCAAGCGUGGAUCAGUCUGAAUGGUCAAGUAUUCAGCCUAUAUCGGUGUCUGUCAGCUCUCAGGUUGCAUGUAAAUCCGCGCUCGGAAUGGGCACGUUUGAAUCUGCGGUAUCUGCUGAUACUUCUACACGGCCCUUUCCCGAUGACUCCAAGUCUUCUUCGCUGGUUCAGAAUUCCCCAGAAGUCGCAACGGUCGCCGUGAUGAUCCAGAUGCCUUCUCCCGUUCUCCGGUGUUGUAAGGAUAGAGAGGGCUUUUCAAAUAACCCCGCUGGACCAGAUCAUGCCCUGUCAGGGUAUCACAUUGGCGUAGCACAGGUUCAGUGCGUGGACACUCGAUGUUGACAUGGUCUGCGUUUUCUUUUUUGCUGCUAGUCUCGGCACACGGGUGCAGCCGCUCUGUGGACGGCUUGUGGUGGCUCUGAGGUCCAGAUGUGUUCGAAUUUUCAUCUGUGUACUGUAGCAGUAUGUCCUUUGCGAAAGAAGUGUUAUCGGAUCCCGUAAACAAGCAUGGACAGUGUACAAUCGAC
Suillus subaureus is the source of this 1111-nucleotide messenger RNA. RefSeq lists its product as uncharacterized. The record is from RefSeq and is a predicted model, not a curated record. The transcript is spliced from 3 exons. Bases 255 to 926 code for a protein of 223 amino acids. Lineage: Eukaryota; Fungi; Basidiomycota; Agaricomycetes; Boletales; Suillaceae.